Messenger RNA from Loa loa (African eye worm), 456 nucleotides. RefSeq lists its product as hypothetical. NCBI's taxonomy places the organism in Eukaryota, Metazoa, Nematoda, Chromadorea, Rhabditida, Onchocercidae. Bases 1 to 456 code for a protein of 151 amino acids. The transcript has 5 exons. The record is from RefSeq and is a predicted model, not a curated record.
AUGGAAGUGAAAUGGACGAGCAAGGAAGAACAACAGGAUCGGAAGAAUGAAGGAAAUAACGGGAAUUGGCGUUUGGAGUAUGAUUGUGUGGAAAAUCAGUACAGAAAAGGUGUUGAUUUAAUGAAAGGUUGGGAAUAUUUGGUCAGUAAGCCAGAAAAUGUGUGCCAAGUAAUGGACCAAACGAACGACAUGGCUUAUAUUUGUUGCAAAAGGGUAGAGAGCAAAAUGGUGAAUUGUGCUGGUUGUUUAAUUUUGUAUUCAUCAUGUCAAAAAAUUGAGUUCGGACAGUUUUGGAAUUCAAAAGAUACUUCUGGAAUAAGUUCGGGCACAAGGAAAGCAAUCAUUUGUUGCUAUUACAUGUGUACGAUGAUACCUCCAACCGGUGAAUUAAAAUUGGAAAUGACUGAAAGCUCAAAAGUAAAUAUAAAAAUUUAUUUCUCGGGUGAGGACACAUAG